UGACGUUGCCGGACAGCGACGCGAGAGCACAGCGCAAAGCCCGCGGGUGGAACAACUUUCGCUCGAGCGAGCUGCUGCCACAUCUUUUAUUUUUAAUUGAAAUGAUUUCGCUUAUGUCAGUUGGCUGUGGGGAGAUGUGAGAAGACCGCGAGACGCCGUACAACGGGGCUCACCCCCCCCCCCGGGUUUCACCCUCUGUUUUGAGGAAUAUUUUCUAAAAAAAAAAAAACCCGAGGAGCCGCGUGAACACACCCACGGCGGUGACAGACCGCGGCGGGAAAUGUCGUCACUUCCGGUGCAACGAAGUCUUGGCGCGACAUUACAGUUGUAAACAACAGGAGGAGACGUAACGACACGCAAACAAAACUCCUUAAGGAACUGAGCCACAGAGACACUUGGAAGAAUGGACAACAUGGACACCAACGACAGCUCUGGUCUCUUUGUACCUGAUGCCAAUGAGGAUUCUGUGGACAUCUAUGAUGGCCUAGAUAUCACUUUUAGCAGCAAUGCAGAGAAGGCAUCCCCGAUGGCGUCUCAGCUGAAAGAAUCGAUGGAUCUUUAUGAAGAAAUUGUCACAGAGGAACAGCAGAGCAGAGAGACGUCGUACUCUGAGUUGAAGUCCAGACUCCAAGCGGCUCAAAACCAAAUUAAUGAGUUACGCAGGAGAGUGGAGCAGAUGCAGAUGCAGAAUACAGGGUUGAACACUGAGAACUUCCGUCUCAAAAAGAACAUCUCUGCACUUUUACAAACCGCAAGACUAGAGGUGACUCGAAAAGAUGCUGAGAUUCAGAGGUUGAACCAACAAUCAAACAAACGUCACCAUCAUCACCAAUCUCACGUUACUAAUCUGCGGGAUCAAAAAUCUUCCAGUCAGCGCUCCAUGAGUAGGCCUCCGCCACCCUCUUGUCCUCCGCCACCCUCCUGUCCUCUACCAUCCUCUUGUCCUCCGCCAUCCUCUUGUCCUCCGCCAUCCUCUUGUCCUCCGCCAUCCUCUUGUCCUCCGCCAUCCUCUUGUCCUCUACCAUCCUCUUGUCCUCCGCCAUCCUCUUGUCCUCUGCCAUCCUCCUGUCCUCCGCCACCCUCCUGUCCUCCGCCAUCCUCCUGUCCUCCGCCACCCUCCUGUCCUCCGCCAUCCUCUUGUCCUCUGCCACCCUCCUGUCCUCCACCACCCUCUUGUCCUCCGCCACCCUCUUGUCCUCCGCCACCCUCCUGUCCUCCGCCACCCUCCUGUCCUCCGCCACCCUCCUGUCCUCCGCCAUCCUCUUGUCCUCCGCCACCCUCCUGUCCUCCACCACCCUCUUGUCCUCCGCCACCCUCUUGUCCUCCGCCACCCUCCUGUCCUCCGCCAUCCUCUUGUCCUCCGCCACCCUCCUGUCCACCGCCGCCACUUCCUGCUCCAUCCUGUCCUCUUCGGACUUUACCAGCUUCACCUCCCAGGGAGGAUCAUCCUCCAAGCUAUCCUCUUCAACCUCCCAGGAAAGAAAGCAAUCUGCCCGGCGGAUCCAGCAGGAAGUCCGGUAGCAGUUCAUCAACCCGACACACUGAAUCAGACAAGCGCAAGUCCAAGCACAGAGACGAAAAAUAUCAAAAACUACCUGAGCCAACAGAUAGGAGAUAUAGAAGUGUUUCAGAUCCCAACAAGGACAGUUCUGCCCCUGACAAAAACAGGUCUCACAAAGACACAGAAAGAAGAUAUGACUCCAGAUCAUGUAAAAGCAAGCCCAGAUCAGACCGGUCUAAAAGUCCUCCACCAGAGAAUGCAGUUCCCCCUGAUGACAAGAAAGGGAGCCGAAGUCGGGAACGUAGGCGCGAUGCAGUCAAAAUGUCCACAUCAGACUCUGACCAUAGCGUCACUCACAGCUCUAAAGAGGGCCACAGCCGAGAUCAUAGAAAAGUCAAGAUGAGUGAUGGACAUGUCCGACGUUCAGACUCAAAGGACCGGAAAAGAUCGUCUUCAUAUCAACAUGCUGAGCGCGGCAGGGAGUUCUCCAAAGAGAGGGGAGGGGACAGGCUUCCCAAGGAUUAUGAAAGGAAGGAGGACAGGCGACAUGAAGAUAAAGUCAGCAGAAAGCACAAGAGGAGCACAAGCAGGGAACGCGAGAAAGCGAGAUCAAAAGAAUCCGACCGGGGUAAAGUGGACAUCGGUAGUAAGGAAAGACGAGAAAAGACACACGUGGCCAUAAAUAGAUCAUCCGAAGAUCCAAAUAUCCCUGAGAAAAUCACUGUGGAGGAAAACAGUCCAAACAGGAAGCUGUGUUUCAUGGAGACAUUGAACCUGACCCUUUCGCCAAUUAAGAAGCCAGUGUUGCCCUUCGACGACAGCCAGGCUGACCUCACACCAGCGGACAUGGAAGUUGGAGACGAACCAGAAGAUGAGAGCUCGCAGCCCAACAUUGAGGACAUGUGUGUGAUCGAUGAAGUGAACAGCAGUGAAUUAGAAGCAGGGUCGGGGGAUUUGGCGGAAGAAUCCUCGCGCACUCCAAAAAGUUCCAAAAGGGCACGCGAGAGAUGCGAGGAUGUGAAAGCUGUCCAGCGAAAGGAAGGAAACACGAGUGCCGCUCCUGCUGCUAACGAGCAACUUGGAGACAAUUCAGCUCAAACUACCUCAGCCCGUAGCCAACGCCCAGACGCUGCGGAGAAUCGGAUGACCGUGCAACUCACACCAACCUCACCACCGGUCAGUUCUCUAAAAGCGACAGUUGUCUCAAGAAAUCGUGAGGCCAAGCUCGCCUCAGACAGCCAGGGAGAUGAUUGUGGACCCCUGGAGGCUUCAAAUGGUGACGCUGCCACGUCCGGAAGCGUUCAUAAACGCCACAUGGGCAAUUCUUCACAAAAAGUAAGUCCUGGAUAUAAUAAGGUUAUGUCUGUUUUUGUUGAAGACCCCAUUGUGCCUGAUCCAAGUGUGGAGCUGAAGUGUAGUACUCCUAAAGCCGCAGGACAGAAAAGCCUCCCCGCGGAUUCAGGCGAAGAAGAUUCACCCUUAAGGAAAACGCAUGCAGCUGAAGCCGUCGCUGACGAGGCCAACCGCGGAAGUGAGCAAAUUCCUCCCACUAUUCUACCUCAGGACUGCCGGCGCGGACCGUGUCCUCCUGCGUCCGUUUCCAGUCACAAGAAGGACGCCUCUCGCUUGCAAGGCGGUCUUAAAGACGCAGAGGCUGUAUCCAGUACAAUAAGCCUCGACUCCCUUCCACAGGAAGGGCUGAGUCUGCCUGAGGCCAUUUACGUUUUAACACGGGCAAAUGAAGACAGCAAUGACAGCAGUAGCAUCGCUGCCGAGCCGAGCUCUUCUACCGGCUGCAUCGGCGUGUCUAAAGUCAGCAGCACGACGGGGGAGCCGGCGGCGGCGGAGAAGUACGCCGGCCUCGCCUUCACGCCUAAAAAGAGCUUCAUUCCCCGAAAGAGUCGCCAGAACAACGUCGAGCCGUCCAGCUCGAUGCCGCUACUUCACGAUGAGGACUCCAUGAUGAACACGCUGAGCAAUCUGAAGAGGAUCCCCGAUGUCAUCAGCCCUCUGAGGAGCCCAAUACGGAUAACUAAAAGAAGUCAUCUCCAUCUUCAUGGCAAGCCAAGUCAUGUCAAGAGCCUUCAAAAAGAUUUCUCCAGCAGUCCUGUUGACGCCAACUCAAAGAAGUUGGAUGUAAACAAAGAAAACAAGUAUCCGGGUUCUCCUGCAAACCAUGACGCCCAAACCCCGGUGGACAAGGAGUCCGACCCGCCUUCGAGCCGCUCCGACAACGAUCUGGAGGACGGGGAGAUCUUAAGCGAAAGUGACGAGGCGGCCGGAGGUUCUCCUGUUCCUGCAACCAAGAGGGCGAAGUUAGCCCCACCCGUCGGAAACAAACCAAGUCCUAAGAAUUUGUUGAAGAGGAAGUCUGAAGCCAAGAGUGUCGCCAUUAAAGAAACGCCGGGCGUGUCAACGCGAAGCCCAAAGAGUCGCUUUAAAACAGUUUGUCCCGCGGCAAGCAAAGCCUCUUUUUCCAGCACAGAGGAAGUAAUGGGGACAUUCAAGGCCGUUCGUGCUGAGAUCCGGAAAAAGUACAUGAAGCUCCACAAAACCUUCCCCAAGAAGAGCUUCUACGGCGUGAUGGAGAAUUUCCAGGAGUCUUUUUUAGAGUUUGUUGAUGGCGCUCAUUUCGGCCAAAUAUGCGGUAAGGCAGAGGAGCUGAAGUCCAACCUGAAGAAACUGAUCGCAUCCGUGUUCGGCAACGUAUCGAACAACGGCAUCGUGAAACGCAUCUUUGAACAGCAAGCGGUCGACCUGAAGCAAAAGCUGUGGGACUUUGUAGAUGUCCAAUUGGACUACUUGUUUAAGCACAUUCACAUGACCCUGAAGAGCCUUUGCAAACCAGCAAGAGCUCAACCUGAGGACGACAGAACCAGUGGAAACGAGAAAGUGUCCCGACAGCCUCCCGCAAAAAGGCCUCAGUGUCAACAAGCGGAGGCAAAGUUGGCUUCGGCCAGCAUGCAUCGAACGCGCCCCGGUGCUGUCGUGCCGUACAAAACCGGCCUUGGAAGCAGAGGAAAAGACAUCCGAAUCCCACGUAUUGAAAGAGACAGAAGGGUUGACCCACGCCCCACGAGUAACCCAGAUACACAAACCGUGGCCGCCUUCCUCCCACCGAAAAACAUCCAUUCAACUCCAGAGAAAAAGAGCAACGUGCCGUCGUUGGUCGCCUCCCAGAAUGGCUCUUUGCUCGACAAAACCGACUUUGAGCUUCUCACGGAGCAGCAAGCCUCCAGUUUAACGUUCAACCUGGUGAGGGACACUCAAAUGGGGGAAAUCUUCAAGUGUCUCCUGCAAGGGUCCGACCUGCUCGAAACCGGCGGCAUCGCUGGGGACGGCACGGCCUGGGCCCUCGGUACGCCGAGGAAGGACGGGGAGAGGCUCAUCGGCAUCACCACGCCAACUAAGUUUGACUCUCCGUCCAAACUGCUGUCCCCAAUCAAAUUCGAUACGCCCUCAAAGCUCAUCGCGACGUGGGCCAGCAUCUCCCCCCGCAGGCUAGUGUCCCCGCGAUCCAGAGGCCGGAUCCAGCUGAAUCCGGCUUUAUUCGAUGAAAGCUGCAUGUUGGAGGUGCCGUCGGUGAGCCGGGCGUCACUGCAGUCGUGCUCGGCCGCACAGAGGACCUACUCCAUUCUCGCCGAAGACCUGGCCGUCUCCCUCACCAUUCCGUCGCCGCUCAAGUCCGACAGCCACCUCAGCUUCCUGCAGCCGUCGAGCAUGCGCCUCAUGUCCACCCCGGACAGCGUCAUCAGCGCUCACAUCAGCGAGGACGCUCUGCUGGACGGGGAGGACGCGUCGGAGCAGGACAUUCACCUGGCCCUCGACACCGACAACUCCAGCUGCUGCUCCAGCAGAAGCAGCAGGAGCAGCAGCAGCAGCAGCGAGGUGCUCGCCACGCCUUUCGUGUUCAAGCCCGAACUGCCCAUGCAGGCGCUGGUGAUGGAGAAGUCCAACGAUCACUUCAUCGUGAAGAUUCGGAAGGCGACCACCGGCGCAGACACCACGCUCACUGCGGACGACAGCUUAAAUGGGACACUAACGGAAGAAGGCCACGGAGGAGACGACGCGGGAGCCAAAGACGACGGCGGUCUGUUUUGGGGCGGUCAGGCUGUCGCCGACGCGGAUGUCACAUUAACAGAAGAGUCACUCCACGAAAAAGAUUCAUCAACUCGACAGCAUACCUCUGAGGAUUCACAGAAACGGACAAAUCCGCCCAAAGCUACGUCAGACAACCGGUUACACAACGGUUUUCAAAGCCCCGAUCAUUUCUCUGGCCGGGUGAGCCGGGCGGCCAGCAGAGAAGAGAUCGCAGUCACCGCCGGCGAGAACGCGAGGCGCAGAGAAGAUGCGACGACUCGACCAGGACCCUCGAAAGCUUUUUCGUCGAAGCGUCGGGAAAGGAUGAGUGGCUCCGAAAGCGCGUCGGAUAACAGUCCGCGUGGACCAGCCGGAGGCUUGGAAACAAAUCGGGGGAGCCAGGUGUCGCCGUCGCAUGCUUCGGGCUCUGAGGGGGAUGAAGCGGCGGGGAGAAGCGACAAAGGUAGAAAACUGAGGAGGCGCCAAGAGAACUCGAGAUCCAAGCGGUUCAGGAAGGAGGAGGAGGAGGACGCGGAGGAGGUGGUCGUGUCCGACUGCAAGAGAGACGGCGGUGAAUCCAAGUCCUCCCCGGCAUCGCUGUCCCCCAACAGUCUCUCUGCCAAGAACGUGGUCUGGAAGAAGGGCGAGGUGGUGGUGGCGUGGACCAGAGAUGAAGAUCGAGCCAUUCUCAUCGACCUGAAGAUCAAAGGUGCCUCGCGUGAGACUUUCUCUGGCUUGUCAGAGAAACUCAAUAAGCCAUCGGAGCAGAUCGCUUACCGGUUUAACCAGCUCAUGAAGCUUUUUAAGAAGCAGGAGAAGAUGGACCCGUGAUCCCGUUGACGGCGUUAUCGCAACAGUCCUUUUGUAUUGCAGCGUUCCCACGCACUCGCCGUGGCACGUUGGCUGCUGUUCAUGUGACGUGGUGCUGGGAGAAGUGAACGCAGCACGGGGGGGGGGGAUAUCACAGGAUCGAUCCCUGCGUAGGUCACUGUGCCGGUCAACAUCUUGAGCUCUGCAUCGUCCCAGCAAGACAAACGCGAGCAGACGUUUUAGCCCAGGGUGGUUUUUCAACCAAAAGUUGUAAAACUGUCCGUAUAAGUAUUUUGUUCUGGAUAGUGAACUGGACCGGUUGGAAAAGAACCCAAAGUUUAAAAUAUAUAUAUAUAUAUAUAUAUAUAUAUAUAUAUAUAUAUAUAUAUAUAUAUAUAUAUAUAUAUAUAUAUAUAAAUGAUUGAAAAGGUUCCUACAAUCAGCGGUAUAAGCAGUCAUCAGUUUUACCGUUUUUGAUGCACUUUGGGGUUUUUAGGAAUCUACACUGCAGUCACUCAGUGCAGCAUCUUAAGCCGCCUCCCUUCUCUGACUGCAGGUGUGAUUGACGCAUUGCAACAAUAGUAGUCUCGACUAAACAUGUGUUCUUCUCAAUACAGUUGGGGGACAAAACAACUGCCUUCGGACUAUGAUACUUCCAGGUUCAAGUGUACUCAAAUGUUACUAAAAGUAGUCGUGGGCGCUCCGUGGAAACCACUGGAAGCAUCACCCGUUAGGAGAGCUUGAGCUGUGGGACUGACACAGUUCUGGUAUGGAUCUUAUUUUAUUGGAUGUUUUUGUAUUUCUGGGGGGGGGGAGUGGAGUGCUUGAAAUAAUAAUAGGUUGUCCAAUUGAUGUACAGGACAGUACAUUCAUCUGUUACUACAAAUGAACAUUUUAUCUGUGGGCCUGAAUGGCUUUUUCUUUCAUUCACCCUAUCGCUUGUGAACAGAAUGGAAUGCAAUAGUGUGUGUUGUUCUUUACUGAAAAUAAAGUUUUAUUUAUUUA
Molecule: messenger RNA, 7396 nt
Organism: Cyclopterus lumpus (lumpfish)
Lineage: Eukaryota; Metazoa; Chordata; Actinopteri; Perciformes; Cyclopteridae
Gene: casp8ap2
Product: caspase 8 associated protein 2
Exons: 10
Coding region: 404-6412 (2002 amino acids)
Biological process (GO): extrinsic apoptotic signaling pathway via death domain receptors; Fas signaling pathway
Cellular component (GO): PML body; mitochondrion
Molecular function (GO): transcription corepressor activity
Source: RefSeq, a predicted model, not a curated record